AUGGUACCUAUUCGAUGCUUUGAGACCUAUGAGCUGGCCAUCAUUGAUAACCCUCCUUCGGCAUCCAGGAAAGGUGUUGGUAGUCUCAGCAAUGCCCUAGUAAAGGCGGAUUCAGAAGUGAGGUUGAUCGAGAAUUAA
This is a messenger RNA of Fusarium odoratissimum NRRL 54006, 138 nucleotides long. RefSeq lists its product as uncharacterized. Bases 1 to 138 code for a protein of 45 amino acids. Lineage: Eukaryota; Fungi; Ascomycota; Sordariomycetes; Hypocreales; Nectriaceae. The record is from RefSeq and is a predicted model, not a curated record. The transcript has a single exon.